Messenger RNA from Sipha flava (yellow sugarcane aphid), 1731 nucleotides. RefSeq lists its product as uncharacterized. The transcript is spliced from 3 exons. NCBI's taxonomy places the organism in Eukaryota, Metazoa, Arthropoda, Insecta, Hemiptera, Aphididae. The coding region runs from base 1255 to 1719 and encodes 154 amino acids. The record is from RefSeq and is a predicted model, not a curated record.
UUUGAUGGUUGGAUAUGAUUCAGAACGAUAUGAGGGGCGUUGGUUUGUGCGUAGGGGAUGUAGAAAAUCGAGACGAGUAUAGGACAUACAUGUUCCCAGCACCCCCCCCCAUAUGAAAUUCUUAUUUUUUUUUUUGCUAAAUAUUUAGUAUGUAAUUUGUAUGAAUUUGUAUGUCUAUUCCCCAAAUUUGUACGAACUUUGUUGAAGCACUACGAACGAAAAACCGGGGCGGUGCUGGGGGCACGUGUUAUUAUUAAUAUUGAACUCCCAACAAAUCUCAAAGUUUUUUUAGAAAACCAUAUUUCGUCUUUAAGAGAAGCGUCAAUAACUCGAGGGAAUAAUAGCUCAGCACUAGAAGAACAUAAUUUAUUUAAUGAAGUUGAUACAGGUGUAAAAGUUGAUACAAUACAAAAUGUACAAUCAAGAUCACCAGAUAAUAUAUUAUACAAAACUAUCAAUGAAGAUACAGUGAUAAAUAUAUCUAAAACUAUACCAGUAAAUUCAAAUAAAUUGACAUGCUCUCUGUAAAAUACAGGUGUAUUUCUUUCUCAAAGUGGAGCUCAUCGUUGUACGAAGUGCAAUAUUUCGGUUCACGCGUUAUCCUUAUGCUCAAAUUAUGAACCAGGUCAUGAGGAUGGACGACUUUGUUUUUCAUGUAUAAAUCAUUUACAAUAUACUGAAAAUGAACCGACAAAUUUAGACGGAGAAUCAUUGGCAUGUCAGAAUUGGAAUAAGAAAUCUAAAAAAAAAAUAGAAAAAAUAAUUCUUAUCUUGAACCAAAUCCUCAUUUGAGACAUAUUAAUUUAAAAAAAUCUAAAAUUGUGUGGACCUUACCAUUAUUAAAAAAUGGAUCACGAGCUCUAGAAUUAAAAACCUGUUCUGUUAACUAAAUAGGAAAAGUUGUAUUAACGAAUACUUGUGCGUUUGAAACAAUUGCGUCUAUAUUUUUGGUUGCUUAUUGCGAUAGUCAAUUAUAUUCUAAUAAAAUUGAUAUCAUUUUGGAUUCUUCUACUUUCUUUAGUUUUAUUUCUAAGAUAGUAAAAUAUGGUAUUACAGCAUCAACAUAUUCGCAAAGGGCUGAUAUUAUGAUAAACACUCUACAACCCCAAAUGUAAAAGAAUUGGAGAUCUAAAAUUAGUAGUUUGUGAUUCGACGGCAUCAAAAAUAUUUAAUACAUUGUUUAUCUAAUUACCUUCUAUUAUUGAAAACAUUGCAUAUUCAAACGUAACAUGUAAAAGCAAUAGAAUUAUUUCUAUGAUAUACUCAACGUAUAAUACAUAUGGAGAUUUGAGUGAUCUUCCCAACUUCAUACAAGAAAGAGUAAUGACAGAAUAUUCGGUGUGUGGUUCCGUAGAAGGAAAUUAUUCUUGUCAAGAGACAAAAACAAUAACCACUUCCAUAUCAAGUAUACACAUUAUAGUGGAUUUAAUCAAGUGGGAAGGUGAUGAUGUCAAUUACAGUACGGAGGCCAGUCCUCAAUUUAAUAUAAAACUUGAGGACAUACCACAAAUAAUCGUAUGUUCAAAUGAAACAAUGGAGUUGAGAGGUAUUGGCUGUUAUCGGCCUGGACUCAGCCGUCUAAGAAAGGCAGUUGGCCAUUACUAUGCCAUUUGUAAAAGAGGGAACAGUUGGGAGUUGUUUGAUGACAUGAAAAAACAUUCAACCCCAAUGAAGUCUACAACAAUAGUUCCGUGUGAAUACUUAGUAUACACAAUUUGAAUAUACAACAUA